UGUGAUUGGUGGACAUUUUGCGCACGUGGAGGCUUGUGAACAGAGAGCAGUGGACAUGACUGAGAGGAGUCUGAAAAAGAGUAGCGGUGUUUCGAUGCGGCUUCACAGAAGAGAUGCCACGGUACUGCGCAGAAAAGCAUUGCCGAAACCGUGGGGGGACCUCAUCAAAGCAAGACAAGAAAAUCAGCUUUUAUCCUUUUCCCUUGCAGGACAGGCCCAGGCUCCAAAAAUGGGUGAACAACAUGAGGCGGGGGGAGUGGACCCCUAGUCGGCAUCAGUAUCUCUGCAGCGAGCACUUCACAGAGGACUGCUUUGAUAUUCGCUGGGGUAUCCGAUAUCUGAAGAAUACAGCUAUUCCCACCCUUUUCCCCUCUGUUGAGAAUGAAUGUGAGAACAAGGUCACCCUUCAGAGAAGUCCUGAAGCCACAUCCCUGUCACAGGCUGAGGACUUUGAGAGUGAUACCAGUAGGAUGCCUCUCAUUUUGUGGAAAAUGUGCCCGCCUGUUAAAGAACAGUCGGCGAUGCUGCUCAAAGUCCCUCUCUUCCAAGAAUCGGGGGUCACUUCUCAGUCACGUCUGCCUGAGAUGCACACUACUGUCUGCGAGGUAACGGGUGACAGUGGAGUUUCAGCAGUGCCCUGCUUGGCACCGCCGGCGUGCUCCGAAGAGCAAACUGACUCGAUUGUGACCGUGUUGUGCUGCGAGACACUUGGCCCUCACUCCGGCGAUGAGGAACAUGCACCUUGCGCUUCUUUUGCAGCAGACCAGAGCCAGACUUUUCGUUUUGUGCCUGUGGAAUUGAUUAGCGACAGAUCUCUGAGGAGUUUUGCAGAGGAGACCGAGCCCGGCGACAGGGAGCACGUUUUGGUUCACGAGCACUCGUACUGCAGAGCGGACACUGACAAAGACGAGUUAUGGAGUAAGAUGCUGAGUCUGCACGCGAAGAUCUUGGAACUGGACCGUAGAGAGGAGAGCACUGUGGCUAAAAUCCACACUUUAGAGAAUGAGAUUGCGCUCCUGAGGAGGGAUGGGGCCGUUUUUAAAGAGAAGCAAAAAAUUGUAGAAGAUUGUAUAUCAUCUGUUUUACUCUGAUCUUUAGACAUUUGACUUGUGUUAUUAUUGCCUUUUCUGUAGCAAAUUUUGGUCAGUCAGUUAUUUGUCUUGGGUGAAACGGCUUCUGUAACAUGCUGCUAUAGGUGCAGGUCUGAUGAUGUCCACGUGGUGGCACUGUGGUCAUUUUCAUUGCUUAACAGCCUAUUGAACAAAUUAGAAUAUUUUUGAAAAGUUAAUUUAUUUCAAGAGCAUUAUCGCUUAGUAAAACAUUAUAUAAUCAUAAUAAUAAUAAUAAUUACACAGAGAUGGAUGUUUUAAAGUCUUUAUUUAUGUUAAUUAUGCUGCAAUUUAAAAUUAAAAAAUAUCAGACCAAUUAAAAAAAAAUUAUAUAAAAAUGUUGUCUUAAUGAAAAAUAUGCUCUAUACCUGCUUAAAUGUUGUCAAUUUUCAAAAGGUACUUUUAUCCUGACAAACGAGCCUCAUCGGAACGCAUAUUCUAAUUUAUUAACGUAUCUAUAUUUUUAAAUGUGAACAGCACAUUUCACUUUUUCUCUGACUGGCCCUAAAUUUCAUUUUGCAACCUGACACCAAUCUACAAGAUGAUUUCAAUUCAUCUUAACCGUUCGGCUUCAUAAUCCUCCCCAGACCGUUGUCAUCAAUUUGUCCGGCUUUCCGUAUCGUGUUGGGAAAACUAUUCAUUUCAAAACUCUUCACGUCUGUAUGACUAUCAAUCAUAAUAAAAUAGAGGAUGGAGAAGCGUGAAAAUGUUUCCCACACUUUUAUUCCUUCCUAGUCACCAUGGUGACCACCAUUUCACUUCUUUCUUCAUCUACCACAUCGAGUCUCGUGCGUUGUAGGAAUAAUUAUCUUGAAAAUCAUGACCUCAUGCACUUACAAAGGUUUUGAUGGGCCGAUGGGAUCUGAAUCUGAAAUAUUUGUGGACUGUAAUCUUGCUUGGGAAAACGGGUGUUAAUUCCUUAAUUGCUUUCUUCCGUUAAGUGUGAAUUUAAGUUGAGUUGUCAUUUUUAUGUUAACCUUGUCAAUCAAGUAAUUUGGAAGCCAAGAAAGCUCCGGAAAUUUGAUAUGAAAAAUCUCGCCUUUUCUGGCCCACUUUUUCCUUCCACUAAACUUCCAGUUAAUAUAAUUGAACACGGCACAAUGUGAACAGUCAGCAGGUAAGGUUGGAAAAGUUAACCUCUUGAGUCAGUAUUUGCAUGCUGUCUGCCAUCUUUCCCAUGACUGCAGAGGCCAUUAAGUAAUAUUUGUGUAAUUAAUAAAGAGUUUUAUUGUA
This is a messenger RNA of Poecilia reticulata (guppy), 2342 nucleotides long. RefSeq names its product THAP domain-containing protein 5. NCBI's taxonomy places the organism in Eukaryota, Metazoa, Chordata, Actinopteri, Cyprinodontiformes, Poeciliidae. The record is from RefSeq and is a predicted model, not a curated record. Gene Ontology annotation, cellular component: nucleus.